CUCCCGCUCCGCCCAAUGAGCGCGGGGCGAGGGGGCGGGGCCAGUCCAGGUGCGCUCCGGACGCUCGCCCUGGCAAAGCGCCCGGGAGCCUCCUGUCGGCAGGAGAUGAUCCGUCAAAUGCGAGCUUCUCCCGAUAAGAGCAAGCAGUCCGGCUCCGAGCGUCAUGGCGACCGCAGCGUCUAACCACUACAGCCUCCUCACCUCCAGCGCCUCCAUCGUGCACUCGGAGCCCGGCGCCAUGCAGCAAGCCGCGGCGUACCGGGACGCGCAGAGCCUGUUGCAGAGCGACUACCCGCUGCAGAGCAACGGCCACGCGCUGAGCCACGCGCACCAGUGGAUUACCGCGCUCUCGUCCCACGGCGAGGCGGCGCCGUGGUCCACCAGCCCGCUCGGCGCGGACCAGGACAUCAAGCCCUCCGUGCAGGGCGCCCGGGACGACAUGCACGGCAACUCCGGCGGCAACCUGCAGCAGCACCAGACGCGGCCGUCGCACCUGGUGCACCAGAACCACCACGACGCGCGGGCGUGGAGGACCCCCACCGCCGCGGCGCCGCCGGCGGCGCACAUCCAGAGCAUGGCGACCACGAACGGCCAGAGUCUACUCUACUCGCAGCCCAGCUUCGGCGUCAACGGGCUGGGGCUGCACCACCACACCCUGCGCGACCCCCACGAAGACCCCCACCACAGCCCGCACCUGAGCGAGCACCAGCAGCACCAGCACCGGCCGCAGAGCCACCACGACCACUCGGACGAGGACACGCCGACCUCGGACGACCUGGAGCAGUUCGCCAAGCAGUUCAAGCAGCGGCGGAUCAAGCUGGGCUUCACGCAGGCGGACGUGGGGCUGGCCCUGGGGACCCUGUACGGCAACGUCUUCUCGCAGACCACCAUCUGCAGGUUCGAGGCCCUGCAGCUCAGCUUCAAGAACAUGUGCAAGCUGAAGCCUCUGUUGAACAAGUGGCUGGAGGAGGCGGACUCCACCUCGGGCAGCCCCACCAGCCUGGACAAGAUCGCCGCGCAGGGCCGGAAACGGAAAAAACGGACCUCGAUCGAGGUGAGCGUCAAGGGGGCUUUGGAGAGCCAUUUUUUGAAGUGCCCCAAACCUGCCGCGUCGGAAAUAAUCAGCCUGGCGGACAGUCUGCACCUGGAGAAAGAAGUGGUGAGGGUUUGGUUUUGUAACAGGAGACAGAAGGAGAAGCGCAUGACGCCUCCCGGCGGAGCUCUGCCGGGCGGCGAGGACGUGUACGGGGACACGCCGCCCCACCACGGGGUCCAGACCCCGGUUCAAUAAACUCGGAUUUUUGCCUCUUUAUUUAUAUACGAAUCACUUCAUAGUGUUUUAUGUACCAUAGACUUGCAGCGAGGAGGAGAGCUGCGCCUUCUUCUUCUUCUUCUUCUUCUUCUUCUUCGUCUUCUAGAAGAACAUGUUUGUGUUUCUGAGGAGACCCAGCCCAGCACUGUGAGUCCAGGGUGCAGACACUAUUGUGUAGUGCAGGAAACAACGCAGCAGAAUGGCUUCCAGAUAUAUACACACACAUAUAUGAAUACAUACAUAUAUGUGUGUAUAUAUGCUGAUUCCUGGUGUUGUCUGCAGAGAUGCUUGCUGGUUGCUAAAAUCUGCUUUCAUUGUAUUGCUCUUAUUUAUUCCGAGGUGGAAGAUUCCAUUAAGAAAACAAACAAAUACCAUCAUUAUUAAUAUUAUUAUUAUUAUUAUUAGCAGGAGUACAAUUCAAAUUAUGAUGAUAUGGUCCACCAAAAAAACAUUAUUUUAUUAUACUUUUUUUUUAUUUGAGGGCACUAACAUGAAGGAUGGGUUUAUUAUAGGGAUUUAUGUCACCAACAUUUUUUUUUUUUUUGGAUCCGCUUUUGUAAAUAUUGUAUAACUUUAAAAGUCAUGGUUCCGUCUUUUUUUCCUCUCUCUCUUCUCUCUCACUGGGGCACUUUUUGAAUGAAUAUUCCAGAAUUUUUGUUAAAAAUCCUUCAUAAUCUACCUGCUGCCUUGUAUCUGUGUUGUUAUUUAACCCUCAUUUCUUAUCCCGGGAAUAUAUUGUUCAUUUGCAUUUAAUUAUAUUAUUAUUAUUAUGAAUUGUUUAGGUCAUGUACAUUUACAGUUAAAUGGUGUACAUUUUCUCGGGGUGUUUUGUUUGGCCGCGGAUUUGUCACCACAAAUUGUACAUUUAUUUGACAUUUAAAACCUCCUGAGCCCUCAAAGGUAAAACUUUGAAACGUGAAAUAAUGGCGUUAAAAAUUGUGAAGAUUCCAAAAAUACAGCAUUUGAUCAAAAGUAUUAUUAAAUUAUUAUUGCAUUAUUAUUAAUAAUAAUGUUUGCGAGGUCGUUGCCAUAUAGUUUAUUUCAGCCGAAUUGUCUCUCCUUGUUUUUUUUAUUUGUCAUCAUUUUUCACCAUUUUAUUUCAUAUGUUUGUU
Nerophis lumbriciformis (worm pipefish) is the source of this 2424-nucleotide messenger RNA. It is a transcript of the gene pou3f2b, whose product is annotated as POU class 3 homeobox 2b. Gene Ontology annotation, cellular component: nucleus. Gene Ontology annotation, molecular function: DNA-binding transcription factor activity, RNA polymerase II-specific; RNA polymerase II cis-regulatory region sequence-specific DNA binding. The record is from RefSeq and is a predicted model, not a curated record. NCBI's taxonomy places the organism in Eukaryota, Metazoa, Chordata, Actinopteri, Syngnathiformes, Syngnathidae. Gene Ontology annotation, biological process: brain development; regulation of transcription by RNA polymerase II.